Messenger RNA from Indicator indicator, 2963 nucleotides. RefSeq names its product sorting nexin 13 (gene SNX13). NCBI's taxonomy places the organism in Eukaryota, Metazoa, Chordata, Aves, Piciformes, Indicatoridae. The coding region runs from base 168 to 2834 and encodes 888 amino acids. Gene Ontology annotation, cellular component: early endosome. Gene Ontology annotation, biological process: positive regulation of GTPase activity. The record is from RefSeq and is a predicted model, not a curated record. The transcript has 25 exons. Gene Ontology annotation, molecular function: phosphatidylinositol binding.
GACCCUUCGCUAUAUUUUAUUUUGCGUUUUAUAUCCUCUGCUUUGUGGGUGGGGGGUUUGUGGUUACUCUUUUAUUUGGAAAAAGCAACUCGGAAAAGUAUCUUGAGCAGUGUGAACAUUCAUUUCUUCCUUGUACAUCAGUUGGGAUCCCAAAGUGCAUAGAAGAAAUGAAACGUGAAGCCAGACCUAUUAAGAUUGACAGAAGGCUGACGGGUGCAAAUAUCAUUGAUGAGCCUUUGCAACAGGUAAUCCAGUUUUCCCUGAGAGACUAUGUGCAGUAUUGGUAUUACACACUAAGCGAUGAUGAAUCAUUUCUUCUGGAAAUCAGACAGGCUCUUCAGUAUGCACUUGUUCAGUUUUCUGCCAGGUCUAAGGAAACAGACUGGCAGCCUUAUUUCACUACACGACUUGUUGAUGACUUCGGCACUCAUCUUCGAGUUUUCAGAAAAGCUCAGCAAAGAAUAGCAGAGAAAGGUGAUCAAAUGAAAGACCAAGCUGAGGAACUUGUAGAUACAUUCUUUGAGGUUGAAGUUGAAAUGGAAAAAGAAGUCUGUCGUGAUCUAGUCUGCACUUCUCCCAAAGAUGAAGAAGGAUUCCUAAGGGAUCUGUGUGAGGUUUUACUGUAUAUAUUGCUACCUCCUGGAGACUUCCAGAACAAGAUCAUGCGAUACUUUGUCAGGGAAAUCCUCUCCCGAGGAAUUCUUCUUCCAUUAAUAAACCAGCUCAGUGAUCCUGAUUAUAUUAAUCAGUAUGUCAUAUGGAUGAUUCGUGAUUCCAACUGUAACUAUGAGGCCUUUAUGAAUAUUAUUAAAUUAAGUGAUAAUAUAGGAGAGUUGGAAGCAGUGAAAGAUAAAGCAAGUGAAGAACUGCAAUAUCUUCGAUCUCUAGAUACAGCAGGAGAUGAUAUCAACACUAUAAAAAAUCAAAUAAACAGUUUAUUAUAUGUUAUUAAAGUAUGUGAUUCAAGAAUUCAGAGGUUGCAGUCAGGAAAAGAAAUAGAUACUGUGAAACUGGCAGCAAACUUUGGAAAACUUUGCACAGUCCCUUUGGACCAUAUUCUGGUAGACAAUGUUGCACUACAAUUUUUUAUGGAUUACAUGCAGCAGACUGGUGGCCAAGCACAUCUGUUUUUCUGGAUGACAGUGGAAGGAUACAGGGUUACAGCACAGCAACAGCUGGAGGUACUUCAAAGCCGGCAGAAAGAUGGAAAACAUCAGACUAAUCAAACCAAGGGUCUAUUAAGAGCAGCUGCUUUUGGAGUUUAUGAGCAAUAUUUAUCUGAAAAGGCAUCUCCAAGAGUUAAUAUUGAUGACAACUUAGUAGCAAAACUGGCAGAAACACUGAACCAUGAGGAUCCAACACCUGAGAUCUUCGAUGACAUUCAGAGAAAGGUGUAUGAAUUGAUGCUGCGAGAUGAAAGAUUCUACCCUUCGUUCAAACAGAACGUGCUGUAUGUGCGUAUGUUGGCUGAGCUGGACAUGCUGAAAGAUCCGAGUUUCAGAGGAUCAGAUGAUGGUGAAGGAGAAUCUUUUAAUGGAUCUCCUACUGGCAGCAUAAAUCUGUCCUUGGAUGACCUUUCAAAUGUCCCUACUGAUGAGACUGUUCAACUCCAUGCAUAUAUCUCAGAUACUGUUUAUGCUGACUAUGACCCAUAUGCUGUGGCAGGAGUGUGUAACGACCACGGCAAGACGUACGCACUGUAUGCCAUCACAGUCCAUCGGCGAACUCCAAACAGCGAAGAGACAUGGAAGACGUAUCGCCGCUACAGUGACUUCCAUGACUUUCACAUGAGGAUCACUGAGCAGUUUGAAAACCUUGCAAAUAUACUGAAACUUCCUGGCAAGAAGACAUUUAACAAUAUGGACAGAGAAUUUUUGGAAAAGAGGAAAAAAGAUUUAAAUGCCUAUUUGCAGCUCUUGUUAAAUCCUGAAAUGAUGAAGGCUUCUCCAGCUUUAGCCCAUUAUGUGUAUGACUUCCUGGAGAAUAAAGCUUACAGCAAAGGGAAGGGAGAUUUUGCACGAAAGAUGGACACAUUUGUAAACCCACUGCGUAACUCUAUGAGAAAUGUAUCAAACGCAGUCAAGUCUCUCCCUGACAGCCUGGCAGAGGGAAUGACUAAAAUGUCAGACAACAUGGGUAAAAUGUCAGAGAGAUUGGGACAAGACAUAAAGCAAUCAUUUUUCAAGGUGCCUCCUUUGAUCCAGAAAACCUAUUCAGAUCCUGACCAUUGCCGUGUUGCAGCAACAAUUGAUGACAAUGUAGAUGACAAUAUUCCACUCAGAGUAAUGCUCCUCCUUAUGGAUGAAGUCUUUGAUUUAAAGGAAAGGAAUCAGUGGUUAAGAAGAAAUAUAAAAAACCUGCUUCAGCAACUUAUUAGAGCAACAUAUGGUGAUACAAUUAAUAGAAAAAUAGUUGAUCAUGUUGACUGGAUGACAUCUCCUGAACAAGUAGCAGAUGCGGUGAAACGCUUCAGAGAUGCUUUUUGGCCAAAUGGCAUUUUAGCAGAGACUGUUCCACGGAGGGACAAAGCUAUUAGAAUGAGAACAAGAGUGGCAGGGAAGACCAAAUUACUGGAGGUAAUGCCAGAUGAACUGAAGCACAUCAUAGGCGCUGAGACAACACGGAAAGGCAUUCUCCGGGUCUUUGAAAUGUUCCAGCACGCUCAACUGAAUAAGAGAAUGGUGUACGUGUUUCUAGAGAGAUUCCUAGAAACCUUAUUUCCACAAAAUAAGUUCCAUGAGCUCUUCAACAAACUUCAUUCACGGUCAAAGCAGAUGCAAAGGUAUAAGCAGAGACUACAUUCUACUCAAGCGCCUUCCUUGCAGAAAAGGUGACACUUCAAACCUGCUAAGCUGGUGUAUGUUUGUCCAGGACUAAUUACUUGGGCAGAUUCUCUGGGGCUUCGAACUCACAUGCUGUUAUUUCUGCACCAGUCUUCUAGUGUCACAUAUUAGGUAAUUAAU